ACCGCCUUCAGCGUCUUCUCACUCGUUUCUCCUGCUUCUCUCGGUCGCUCUCGCACUUUUCCUUUCCCCAAGUUCUAGCUCAUCAAAAUUGCGGUGCGGUUGGAUCUGGGUGUGCCCUUUUUCUUGCCCCAAUUCGAGGUUCCCCACGCACUCGGAAGUGAUAGCUGGGCUAAAUUAUCCGUUUUGUCUCCGUUGACGUUUCUUGAUUUGGUAACGAAGGCAUUGGGUUUUCGAAUUGGAUCGGAAAUCGGGAUCUUUUUUCUAGUCUGGCGGAGAAGGAGGAGAAAGCUUCUACUUGAAAGCUCGUGAAUUGGGUUUUUCUAUUCUCAGAGUAGAUAGAAUUUUUGGAUUAGGGUUUUGAAGGGGCUAAAUCUGAGGCCUUUAGAUAGUUUGGAAUUGAUACUUUGGUAGUCUCUUUAGGUUGAAGAGAGUGGGUGUGGUUUUGGCGGGAUUGAACAGGAGUAAUCUGGGCUGCUGAUGCCAUUUGUCGAUUGGCAAUUGGGUGGACUUUUUUCGGCGAAAGUUUUUGUUAUACCGAAAAAGUUUUGAGCAGUAUAAUGUCUUGGGCAGGCCCUGAAGAUGUCUAUCUAUCUACUUCCCUCGCCAGCUAUCUUGACAAAAAACUUCUUGUGUUGCUGAGGGAUGGACGGAAGCUCUUGGGGAUACUUCGUUCGUUUGACCAAUUUGCAAAUGCUGUUCUUGAAGGUGCAUGUGAGAGAGUCAUUGUUGGUGAUCUAUACUGUGACAUUCCUUUAGGUCUAUAUAUAAUUCGUGGGGAGAAUGUUGUUUUAAUUGGCGAGCUGGACUUAGAGAAAGAGGAACUCCCCCCACAUAUGACUCGUGUCCCAGUACCAGAGAUUAGAAGGGCACAGAAGGCUGAAAGGGAAGCUUCGGACCUCAAAGGCACCAUGAGGAAAAGAAUGGAAUUCUUGGAUCUGGAUUGACGUAUGCUGGAUCGAUUGGUUUUUUCUCAUCGGCUCCAGUGAUGUCCGCAUAAUUUUUAAAUCGCGGAAAUUGGGUUUAAAAAGGCUGCUCUUCUCUCUCUCUCUCUUUCUCUCUGGUAUCCGUGACAUCUUCUGAGUAGUGUGGUUGCUUGUAACAGAUGGCUCUGCAUUCAAAAAUUUGGAAUGUAAUUGUGAUUGCGAUUUGAUUGUA
This is a messenger RNA of Syzygium oleosum, 1155 nucleotides long. RefSeq names its product sm-like protein LSM1B. Gene Ontology annotation, biological process: deadenylation-dependent decapping of nuclear-transcribed mRNA. The coding region runs from base 558 to 944 and encodes 128 amino acids. Gene Ontology annotation, molecular function: RNA cap binding. The transcript is spliced from 5 exons. Gene Ontology annotation, cellular component: P-body; Lsm1-7-Pat1 complex. The record is from RefSeq and is a predicted model, not a curated record. Lineage: Eukaryota; Viridiplantae; Streptophyta; Magnoliopsida; Myrtales; Myrtaceae.